Molecule: messenger RNA, 965 nt
Organism: Rattus rattus (black rat)
Lineage: Eukaryota; Metazoa; Chordata; Mammalia; Rodentia; Muridae
Gene: Hoxd12
Product: homeobox D12
Exons: 2
Coding region: 76-882 (268 amino acids)
Biological process (GO): regulation of DNA-templated transcription
Molecular function (GO): DNA-binding transcription factor activity, RNA polymerase II-specific; sequence-specific double-stranded DNA binding
Source: RefSeq, a predicted model, not a curated record
CCUCUGAGCCGGUCCUCUUAUUCCGGGUUGUAACUAAAUACUGUUGCUGAGCACAGCCGAGGCCCUUUGUUGGAGAUGUGUGAGCGCAGUCUCUACAGAGCUGGCUAUGUGGGCUCGCUUCUGAAUUUACAGUCACCGGACUCUUUCUACUUUUCUAACCUGCGGCCCAAUGGCAGCCAGUUGGCCGCACUUCCCCCCAUCUCAUACCCUCGUAGCGCUCUGCCCUGGGCCGCUACGCCCGCCUCGUGCACCCCUGCGCAGCCUACCACCGCCUCUGCCUUUGGGGGCUUCUCUCAGCCUUACUUGACCGGCUCUGGGCCCAUUGGCCUGCAGUCUCCAGGCGCCAAGGACGGACCCGAAGACCAGGUCAAGUUCUAUACGCCUGAUGCGGCCACUGCAUCUGAGGAACGCAGCCGGACUAGGCCGCCCUUCGCCCCCGAGUCUAGCCUGGUUCACUCGGCUCUCAAAAGCACCAAGUACGACUUCGCGGGUGUGGGCCGAGCCGCUCCAGGCUCUGUGACCCUGCUCCAGGGGGCCCCCUGCGCCUCCAACUUCAAGGAAGACACCAAAGGCCCGCUCAACUUGAACAUGGCAGUGCAAGUGGCCGGGGUGGCCUCGUGCCUGCGAUCUUCGCUGCCCGACGGCCUGCCAUGGGGGGCGGCCCCGGGGAGGGCCCGCAAGAAGAGGAAACCGUACACAAAGCAACAGAUUGCGGAGCUGGAGAAUGAAUUCCUGGUCAAUGAAUUCAUCAACCGGCAGAAGCGGAAGGAAUUGUCCAACAGGCUGAACCUCAGCGACCAGCAGGUCAAAAUCUGGUUCCAGAACCGGCGUAUGAAGAAGAAGCGUGUGGUGCAGCGCGAGCAAGCACUGGCGCUCUACUAGCUGCCCACGGGGCCCGAGGCCUUGCCAAGCCUGCCCUUUUGGACCGAGGCCUGGCUGUGGAGGAGGUGUUGGGGCUGGAGAUU